Eimeria acervulina is the source of this 321-nucleotide messenger RNA. RefSeq lists its product as hypothetical. The record is from RefSeq and is a predicted model, not a curated record. Lineage: Eukaryota; Apicomplexa; Conoidasida; Eucoccidiorida; Eimeriidae. The transcript has a single exon. Bases 1 to 321 code for a protein of 106 amino acids.
AUGUGCCUGGGCCCUGUUAACGCACGCUCCUUGCAGUGGCCUGCGUCUUCUCACCAGAAAUUGGAAGACGUGAGAAAGGACAGCAGCCUCUGGCAGCGCUUUGCAAUCGCCAUCGGGGUGUUUUACGGUUCUGCGGACAUCCCGAUGUUUCAGUGGAGAGACUGCGUUGAAGUAUUGGAUGUGUUAAGGCUCUCGAAUUAUCCAGGUGGUUCUGCGGUAUGGAUAGCGGAUGGUCGGGUGGCUCCAGUAAGCAUCGCCGUUGUAUAUUUCACUAUGAAAGUUUCUCUUACCUCUUCAGCCAAAGCUCACAGAGCCUGUUGA